Molecule: messenger RNA, 927 nt
Organism: Schizophyllum commune H4-8
Lineage: Eukaryota; Fungi; Basidiomycota; Agaricomycetes; Agaricales; Schizophyllaceae
Exons: 6
Coding region: 1-726 (241 amino acids)
Biological process (GO): mitochondrial respiratory chain complex I assembly
Cellular component (GO): membrane
Source: RefSeq, a predicted model, not a curated record
AUGUCCUUCUUCAUCAGGAGAGUAUGGGAAGCCAUGGUUAAACCGGCCAGGAUGGUCGGUAAAGACCUUGACGGAAAUAGGUACUACGAAAUCCCUAUCGCAGGCCGGACGACUCGCACAAGUCGCUCUGUCCGAUACAAGUCCAAGGAGGACGAGUACGCAUACAUUGCUCGUCAGAAGCUGCUACCAGUACAAUGGUCUGCUUGGCUUAGCCACACGCGUCAGAACGCACCCACCAUGGAGGAACUCCUCGCCGACGCCGAGCGCCAACGCCGCCUGCAAAUGAAAGUCGCCAUGAUCGAAGCCCGGGAGGCCGAAGAACGCGCCCAACGCGAGCUGCUCUCCGAACCCCAGUCCUUCAGCCCCUCGCCUGCCACCGCCGGCGACCCCCUCCCCGCACACCCCAUCGGCGCCCGAAUAGCUGAGAACGCGCAAUCCGCGCAAGAAACCGCACAAGCCCUCGAGCAGGCAACCGCCCCGCAGGUCGAGCGGGCGACCACGCUGGUCGAUGAAGCAGCUACCCAGGCAGCCCAGCCUACCGCACAGACUGCGCACCCCACUUCCGAACCCGCUCAACCGUCGACAUCGACGACUCAGCCUGGCGGACCUGCUGCCGCUGCGACGUCAACACCUUCACCGUUCGAUGAACACGCACCGAAACCAGGCAGCGAUCAACCUGAACCCUGGAAUCCCGCCCCCGCUCGCAGAGUACGACGCGGGGAGUGACAUCGCACGCGCUCGCUAUGGCAGUAUCCCAAUAGCGUAGCAUGACCACCUCUCAAUCCCAUAUGAUGCGCCGCCUUGAACAGCGUUUCCUGCGUCUGCCAAAUCCGGACCAUUGAAGUGCGCAAAAAUUCAUACAAAUACAAUGCCCUGCCCUUUACGAUAUAUACACCUUCCUCAACUGCCCGAACUCCACCUCCUCCC